Molecule: messenger RNA, 937 nt
Organism: Cotesia glomerata
Lineage: Eukaryota; Metazoa; Arthropoda; Insecta; Hymenoptera; Braconidae
Gene: Lipt2
Product: putative lipoyltransferase 2, mitochondrial
Exons: 1
Coding region: 97-807 (236 amino acids)
Biological process (GO): protein lipoylation
Cellular component (GO): mitochondrion
Molecular function (GO): lipoyl(octanoyl) transferase activity
Source: RefSeq, a predicted model, not a curated record
UUUUAAUCAAGUAAAAAAUAAAUUGGUGCUCAAAAAAUAAAGAAGAUUAAAAUUUUUAUUAGAGGACGACUUUAAGAGAAAUAAAUCUCCAAAAAAAUGGAAUCUCGCAUCGUUAAAUUAAUUUCGGCUGGACGUAUGAGCUACAAAGCUGGUCUGCAUUUACAAAAGACUUUGGUUGACCAGCACCACUAUCAUCCAAAUUCAACCCAAGAAAAUACGCUUGUAUUAAUAGAGCACAAUCCCGUUUACACGAUCGGGAUCCGCGAUAAAAAUUACACAGCUGAAGAAAUCGAAAGACUACGAGGAACCGGUGCUGAGUUUUUUACAACGAACCGCGGAGGUUUGAUAACAUUCCACGGUCCAGGUCAGCUGGUAGCUUACCCGAUUAUCAACUUGAAGCAAUUCAAGCCUUCAGUCAAGUGGUACGUCGAGCAAAUUGAGAAGACGGUGAUAAGACUGUGUGCAGAAAUGGGAAUAAAAGCCGAAACUUCACCACAUACCGGAGUCUGGGUUGGUGACAAGAAAAUUUGUGCGAUAGGUAUCCACGGCAGCCGGUUCAUAACUUCUCAUGGACUAGCGUUAAAUUGCAACACGGACCUCCAGUGGUUCAAGCACAUUGUGCCUUGUGGAAUCGAGGGUAAAGGCGUGACGAGUCUCUCUGAAGAACUAAACACAGAAGUCACUAUCAGUGAUGUUAUUCCGCUCUUCAAAAAUGCCUUUGAGGAUCAGUUCAAGUGCACGAUCGUUGACUACCAGCCUGGUGAAGCCUCAGAGAUCAUGCGAGCCGCUGUUUCUUCUACGAAAUGAUUUAUAAUUAGUAAUUGUUUGUUUAUGUAAGAAAUUAGUGUUCGUUUUUAUGUAAUUUUUUUUUUUUAAUUGUUAACUGUUAAGUAUUGUGGUAAAUUACGAGUUUUAAGGAAUGAUUAUGAUAUUUUUA